AUGGUAAAAACACAAAAGGCUCCAAAUGCAAAAAAUUCUAACUCCCCCCCCCCUCCGUGAGCGAACAAAACCAUUAGAAAAAUCGCCAUUUUUGACCAAAAACCCACCCUCCGUGAGUGAACAAAAAUUUUUUUAAUAGAAAAAAUUUUAAUGGAAAAAAAAUUUUGAUAUAUAAGUGAUAAUUAGUAUAAUGAAAUCUAGAGCUAAUUCUGUUUAAUUUUAAACAAAUUGCGUUUUUAAAACAUAAAUUUUGCAAAUUAAAUUAAUAUUUGCUUCCCAAUUUUUGCAAAUUAGGAUUUUUUUAAAUUUCGAAAAAAAAUAUUUUUUAUAAAAUUUAUAUAUAAAUUUUUUUUAAAAAAAAAAAAAUUAACCCCCCUCCGUGAGCGAACAAAAAUUUUUUUGUUCGCUCACGGAGGGGGGGGGGGAGUAAACAAAAUAGUAAAAAGAAGCUUGAUGCUGACCCAUUGCAAACAAAAAUACCAUUUACUGUUAAAUCUUCCAAACCUACUUCAAAGACAUGCAUUAAAUGCAAAGAAAUUGGCUCGCUCAUUUCUUGUAAAAAAUGCGCUGGAUCAUUUCAUUUAGCUUGCCUAGGUUUGUCAGAAAAUCAAGUUACAUUUACUAAUUGAAUUUGUGUUGAGUGUUUGGGAUCAUAUGAUAAGCAAUUAUCAACUGAGGCAAAACAGCACUUAACUUUACAAAAAAAGGAAAAAGAAAGUUUUUCAGGGAAAAUCUUUAAUAAAUUGUCAGAAAUCAAAGAAGAAACACAAAUCCAAAAAUUCAAGAAUAAAUAUCCUGAGUACAUUAAAGGCGAUAAGAUUAAUUAUACUUUGUUAAUCUGAGCUUCAGAUUAAUCACUAUUAUAUAAAGUAUUUAUUUUUAAAUUUUAACAUUAAAUAAUACUUAACUAUGCAUAAGUAUACCCUAUUCCAGAUGAGCUAUUAUGAGAAAACCAAGGAAUACAUGAGAUUUCAUUAAAAGAAAAGCCAAUCCCAAAUAAAUCUCAUAUUGACCCUAAAAUCUUGGGCAAUAUUUUAUUUAUUUGUGAUUUUCUCUAUACCUUUAAAGAAAUUCUCCAAAUUGAUCCAAUUAGCUUUGAGGACGUUUACAAAGGAUUAUCAUCCAAAUACGAAAACGAAAUUUCCAAAAAAGUUCACGUUUCCUUACUAAGACCUAUCUUGCAGCAUAUGGCAAGAAAAGAAAACACUGAUAAAUCCAUUAACCGAGGCCUAAGCUAUCUUCUUUAUAAAUCAUCCAAAAUAAUUGACUUGGAUGAUAUCUUAGAUUCCUCAUAUCUUGUUAUAUAUGAUUAUGCAUUGUUUUCAGGGUUAUGAAAAGAAAUUAUUGAAAGUGCUGGCAUCGAAGCAAAUGAGUCUUUAAAAGCUUACCCCUUGCUUUCUCAAUAUAACACAAACUACUCAAUUGAAGAUAAAAUCCAGCUGAUCUCAACCCUCAUAAUUAUUUUGCUUGAUUCCUUAGCUUUUUAUCAAGAAAUCACUGAUAGAAUUGAAAAUUUAUCCAACCUUAAGAAAGAAAAACAUGAAAUUAAUGCUCAACUGAGAGCCAUCCAAAAAUCACACCCAGAAAAAUCACAAAAUAAAGAAGAGCUACAAUUGCAAGACAGACUUAAACAAAUAUUAGGAGAAAUUAAAGAAAUUAAAACGAGGACAGAAUGCAUUGGAAAGGAUAGGGAUUAUAAUGAAUAUUUUAUUUUUCCAUGGGAAAAAAGAUAUAUUUUUGUUAAAUGCUAUAAGCCGAUUGAAGAUGGAAAGGAAUCUGAAUCAGGGUAUUGGUAUUAUUAUGAUAAGAAAAAAGAAGUUAAUAAAUUACUAACUCCCCCCCUCCGUGAGUGAACAAAAAAAUUUUGUUCACUAAAAUUUUAUAAAAAAUAUUUUUUUUCGAAAUUUAAAAAAAUCCUAAUUCGCAAAAAUUGGAAAGCAAAUAUUAAUUUAAUUUAUAAAAUUUAAGUUUUAAAAAGCAAUUCGUUUAAAAUGAAACAGAAUUAGCUCUAGAUUUCAUUAUACUAAUAUCAUUUAUAUAUCAAAAUUUUUUUAUUAAAAAAAUUUUUGUUCACUCACGGAGGGUGGGUUUUUAGGCAAAAAUAGGAUUUUUCUAAUGGUUUUGUUCACUCACGGAGGGGGGGAGCAAAAUACUUUAAUAGUAAGGGUGAAAGGGAAGCAAAACUUACUGAAGCUUUAAAUAAAGCUCUUGAAGGCCUUGAAUUAACAGAAGAUGGACUCAAAUUUUCAUCAAAAAGCGAGGAGGUGGAACAUUCAGAUUUAGAAUCAAUAAUUGAGCUUGAAGACCCAACUGAAGAUCUAAAAUCCAAGCUCAAAAAGUUAUAUGUCUUAAUGAAAAAUAAUCUUGGAGUAUGCAACUCGGAAAUUGAACUUAUACUCAAUGAAGAAACAGCCAGUGCAGAAUCAAUUAAAAAAUAUUUCAAAGCAAUUUCAGAAAUUACAGGCUGCGAACAAAUGCUUCAAGAGUCAGAUGAAGAAAAAGAAAAAGAAGAAGAGCCUUCAAAGCAUAGAAAAAUUGAUAUUAUGUCUUUUGGUUGAUUUUUACAGCACAUCUUUUAGUUUGACGCUCUCAAUAAGGCAUUAUUUGACGCAAUUUUAUUGAAUUUCUUACUCAUAAGACAAAAACCGAUAUUUUUCAAUAGUUAAAAAGCUUCGAACAAAUGGCGCCAGGAAAUGGCUUCAAGAAGAAAUGUCUCUAGGAAAAGACUAUAGUCAAAAAAUUGAGCUCCAGAUAUGGUCAGACUUUAGCGAUAUUCAAUACUACUGGUCCCAAUACUUAGAAGAAGCCAAAGACACUCACGAGUUUUUCAUCUGCUAUCAUAUUUUAGCAGAAAUUGUCAAAAAAUAUAUAAAAGAGCACCAGCAUCACCCAACCCUAACUUCUCUUAUCCUUAACCGAUCGUCAUCGCUUGAUCAAGGAUAGGCUUAAAAAGUUAUAUAGAUUUUUUUUAAUAUUAAAUUUAUUCAUAAAAUAUUUUAUGCAUUAGCCACAAAAGAUAGAAUAUCCAAUAUUUUAGCAAAUAUCUUAUAUAUCACAUUAGAAUUACAUAAGAGUGAUUAUGCUGCAUAAUCUCCAACAUUUAUUACUAUCAAAUAUAAAUAGCUAAUUUAAGACAGGGUAGGGAAGUGGGUACCACACUUAGCUAUAUGAAAAUUGUUCGAUCCAUGAUAGGAGAAGGAUUAAGAGAAGAAAAUUCAUAUAAUCUUGCAAGAAAAUCUUAUAGACUAGCCAGGCUAAGUAAAAUUAAGCAUUAUGAAGAAGAUCGCAACCAAGCGCAGGAUGAUGAAUGCUUUAUUUGUGGAGAAGAUGACGGAACUUUGCUAUGCUGUGAUGGCUGUCCAAAAGUGGUUCAUCAAGAGUGUGUUAUGCUUGAAAAAAUCCCAGAAGGAGAUUGGUAUUGCAAUGAGUGUGUUGAAAAAGCAAAUGCAAUGAGAAUGACAAGAGGGAGAUUGAAGCUAUCAAAGCUUAGAGAUAAUUUAUCAAAUAAUUAA
Molecule: messenger RNA, 3512 nt
Organism: Blepharisma stoltei
Lineage: Eukaryota; Ciliophora; Heterotrichea; Heterotrichida; Blepharismidae
Source: the annotation of a GenBank genome assembly